AUGCACCUCGUCCCUUUCAUCGGCGUACUCGCCAGCGGCGUCACAGCAGACGAAGGCUCUGCAGGACGCUACGCCAGGCGGCCCAGACAAGACCUGCAAGAUGGCCAAACCGCCCCUCGAAGUUUCGAUAGUUACAGAAGGGCGCUAGUCGCACGGGAACUAUACCAACGAGCGGUGGUAAAGAACCUGCUUCAAGACUUCAGCACUCGUGACCUACUUGAAGAACUGUACGAGAGGUCAGCUUGA
Coprinopsis cinerea okayama7#130 is the source of this 246-nucleotide messenger RNA. RefSeq lists its product as hypothetical. The transcript has 2 exons. Lineage: Eukaryota; Fungi; Basidiomycota; Agaricomycetes; Agaricales; Psathyrellaceae. Bases 1 to 246 code for a protein of 81 amino acids. The record is from RefSeq and is a predicted model, not a curated record.